Molecule: messenger RNA, 2535 nt
Organism: Alternaria atra
Lineage: Eukaryota; Fungi; Ascomycota; Dothideomycetes; Pleosporales; Pleosporaceae
Exons: 8
Coding region: 1-2535 (844 amino acids)
Biological process (GO): reciprocal meiotic recombination; mismatch repair
Cellular component (GO): nucleus
Molecular function (GO): ATP-dependent DNA damage sensor activity; ATP binding; mismatched DNA binding
Source: RefSeq, a predicted model, not a curated record
AUGUUCCAGCGAUCAAGGCCAUCAACUUCCCAGAGUACAUCUGCGUCCACGCCGUAUGGGUACUACGGAUAUGGUGACUAUAAUAAUAUCACUACUGCGUCCCGUCCAAGUACCCGCAGAAACACAGGUAGGCCAUCAACUGCACGACCAAGGACCGGCGCCUCUACUAUCACUAGGGUCGAGGCUCAGAAUGUUGUUUGUGCCAUUGCGGAGUCUCGUGGUAUCUCACCUACCGUCGGCUUGGCUUUCGUAAAUCUCGACACAGCAGAAGCAGUACUCUGUCAAAUCUGCGACAGCCAAACUUUCGUCCGGACUGUCCAUAAACUGAAGGUCUAUGGUCCAUCCGAGAUCCUGAUCGUUUCCACUGCCGCGAGUCCUAGGUCGAAGCUCUUCUCAAUCAUUGAAGAGAACCUUGAGGAUAUCGGCAGCAAGCUGACUUUGCUUGAUCGGCGCUAUUGGGCCGAGUCGACUGGAUACGAAUACAUUCAAUCUCUAGCUUUUAAAGAGGAUGUAGAAGCUAUUAAGAUGUCUGUCACUGGCAACUACUAUGCGGUGUGCUGCAUUGCAGCAGCGCUCAAGUACAUCGACCUGGGCCUGGGUAUGGUCUUCUCCCUUCACUCGCUUCGGAUGAGAUAUGAGCCUUCAGAAGGAUCGAUGAUGAUCGAUGUGUCCACCAUCUACUCGCUCGAAUUGGUGCAGAACCUCCGCGAUCCGAAGUCAAGAGACUGUCUGUUCGGCCUUCUCAACGAAACGUUGACACCCAUGGGUGCACGGCUUCUCCGGAACAACGUUUUACAGCCACUCACUGAUCCAGAAGUACUUAACACGCGAUAUGCUGCAGUGGACGAUUUGAUCAAAAAGGAAGAGUUCUUUUUUGCGACCCGGGCCGCAUUGAAGAACUUCCUCGAUGCUGACCGCAUACUGACUGCGCUGAUCAUUAUACCAAGCAAGAUCACUCUUCAUACAACUGAACAGUCCAUCAAUCACAUUAUUAUGCUCAAGCAAUUUGUGAACUCUGUACGCCCUGUCUUCGAAGCGCUCACUGGAACGGGAUCUGUAAUGCUGAACAACAUCCGCGAGAUCUGUGCACCAGAAAACGUCGCGCCUAUACAGGAGCUCAUCGAUCACGUCAUCAACGAGGACACUACAUAUGCAAGGCAACCUCUCGAACUGAGAAAUCAGCGUACAUAUGCCGUGAAAUCAGGUGUCAAUGGCCUGCUUGACGUUGCACGCACUACUUACAAAGAAGCCACCGAAGACGCGUACCAGCACUCAACUGAGCUCAGUCAAGACGAGCACGAUAUCCGACUCGACCUCAAAUAUGACACCGCGCGCCAGUUCUACAUGAAGAUCGCAACAUCCGAGCUGGAAGGCAAAGCAUUACCACCAAUAUUCACCAACGUGAUUCGCCGCAAGAAACACGUCGAGUGCCAGACACUAGAGCUUAUGAAGCCUCAGCCACAACUCACUGAGACGCUGGCUAUCGAGGCGGGACGGCACCCGAUCAAGGAGAAAAUCAUGCAGAACAAAUUUGUUCCCAACGAUGUUUACGCUACACAGCAGACACGCUUCCAAAUAAUUACUGGUUGCAACAUGAGCGGAAAGAGCACCUAUAUCCGAUCGGUGGCUUUGAUGACCAUCAUGGCUCAGAUUGGCUGCUACGUUCCUGCCAAUUAUGGCUCGUUUCCCAUUCUGCAUCAGCUGUUUGCUAGAUUAGGUAUGGAUGAUAGCAUCGAAACCAACGUGUCCACUUUUGCUACGGAGAUGAAAGAGAUAACUUUCAUCCUACGUAAUGUCGACAGGCGUAGCUUGGUCCUGAUUGAUGAACUAGGCCGUGGUACCAGCACCAGAGACGGUUUAGCCAUUGCCUUGGCCAUCGCGGAAGCCCUCGUUUCGAGCCGGGCUCUAGUCUGGUUUGCAACCCACUUCAAGGAUCUUGCGAUAAUCAUGGGUGAUCGUGCCGGAGUUCAGAACCUGCAUUUGGCAGUAGAGAUGGAAGAUGCACACAGCAUGACGAUGCUUUAUAAGACGACCCUAGGGGUUGUGCAGGAGCUACAUUAUGGUCUAACACUUGCACGCGUCGUGCCGCUUCCACCCGGGGUUGUGGAGCAUGCCACGAUGGUUGCGCAAAAGAUCGAGCGCCAUACGCUCCAGAAGAAGAAAGCAUCCGAAACUGUGCUCAGAGAGAAGCGACGCAAACUCGUUCUGAACCUCAAAGAACAUCUCGUCCAAGCGCAUACCGGGGUAUUAGAGGGUAAAGUUCUCACAGCAUGGCUCAAGGAACUGCAGAAGGAGUUUGUCAACUGUAUGACUGCCAUCGAAGCUGAAGCUGUAAGCGCAGGCCAGAAGAGCGAGGAUGAAGAUGAAGAGAUGAUGGACAGGAGCGAUUUGGAAGAACAAGAACGACCUAGCACGUACGCCAGUCCGUCGGUCAUAGCGAUCGACUCGCAUAUCAGUUCGAUAGAAUCUGAUUCUAGCAUUCAGGCUAUGUCGGAAGCAUCUACUUUGAGAGCAGUCUCUAGCAAUGAGCGCUAG